UCUCUCUCUCUCUCUCGCUCUGUUUUGCUGCAACACAUAACUCUAGCUUCAACACCCUCUUGUAUUCAAACGUAUGGAAGGUCUUGUCUCAGCAUUAUGCUUUCAUUUGCUCGCUUUUGUCUUCACAAAAGAACCAUCACAGUUUGGUUGGAUGGAACCCCCGGAGCAUAUUUUUUUUCUCCAGGAUUUGAAAAUGGGAUCGACAACUGGAUUAUCUAUCUACCGGGAGGAGCAUGGUGUAAUUCAAAGGAAGAAUGCCUCAAAAGGAGCAAGUAUUAUCCGAACACAGGAACCAGUAAAAAUGCUCUUCCUAAAGACUUCUUUACCAUCAUGAGUCACAACAAAAGCUCAAAUCCAGAUUUUUAUAACUGGAAUAUGGUUUUGAUCUAGUAUUGUGACGGUGCAUCUUUUAUGGCAGAUGUCGAAGCCGUCGAUCCGG
This is a messenger RNA of Salvia splendens (bonfire salvia), 439 nucleotides long. Its product is annotated as pectin acetylesterase 8. Gene Ontology annotation, molecular function: pectin acetylesterase activity. NCBI's taxonomy places the organism in Eukaryota, Viridiplantae, Streptophyta, Magnoliopsida, Lamiales, Lamiaceae. The transcript has 5 exons. Bases 97 to 390 code for a protein of 97 amino acids. Gene Ontology annotation, biological process: cell wall organization. Gene Ontology annotation, cellular component: plant-type cell wall. The record is from RefSeq and is a predicted model, not a curated record.